This is a messenger RNA of Carassius gibelio (silver crucian carp), 665 nucleotides long. RefSeq names its product cytosolic carboxypeptidase 6-like. The annotation marks the transcript as partial. The record is from RefSeq and is a predicted model, not a curated record. Lineage: Eukaryota; Metazoa; Chordata; Actinopteri; Cypriniformes; Cyprinidae. The transcript is spliced from 3 exons.
AGGUGUUCUCUAAUGGGCUUUGAUCUGAACCGUCACUGGCAGGACCCUUCCCCUUGGGCCCAUCCCACUCUACAUGCUGUCAAACAACUCAUUGUCCAAAUGAACCAAGACCCAAAGGUGAGUUUGGAGUUUUACAUCGACGUGCACGCCCACUCCACCAUGAUGAAUGGCUUCAUGUAUGGUAAUGUCUUUGAGGAAGAGGAGAUAGGGCAGAGACAGGCCGUCUUUCCUCGACUCCUGUGCCAAAAUGCGCCUGACUUCUCUCUUUCCAGUACAUCGUUUAACCGUGAUGUGGUCAAGGCUGGUACCGGCCGACGGUUCCUGGGUGGUCUGCUGGAUGACACAUCAUACUGCUACACGCUGGAGGUCUCCUUCUACAGCUACCUGACAGCAGGAAGCACCUCACCUGUGCCAUACACGGAGGAUGGCUGUAUCCUUUUAUUCCUCCUUCACUGGAUAAUAACACUACUCUCUAAAAUAUAUGUUUGGAACUUGAAGUUCAAAGUAAAUCAGAUGUUAUUGGAGUAUGUUUCACAAGAAAAUACUUUCUUUAACUUCAAAACACAAUGCUUAAUUCAUACUGUUACUUGCUGUUUCUUUAUAAUAUUUGUGAAAUUUACAGUUUUUUUUUUGGAGUGAAAACUGCUUGAAAGUAAACCGCUGUU